AUGUUUAAUUCUAAAUCGCUGCUUUCUUACAACAAGUACAGGCAAUGGGAAAGAUCAUUGCGUCGUUUUAACGCCAGGAAGCGCUGGAACCUGGUUUCCUGGUUAACGAAGGGUACCUACGAGAACCUGAAGUUUAAGAACGGCUGGAAGACCACGUCUCACGUCAACGCUCCCAGGGCUGUGGAAUCCACGGACAAGGCCACCAAGCACUGCGAUAUGGAACGACUACACGAACAGGAUAGAGAAUAUUACAGGAAUCUCACUCGAUGA
Molecule: messenger RNA, 270 nt
Organism: Theileria orientalis strain Shintoku
Lineage: Eukaryota; Apicomplexa; Aconoidasida; Piroplasmida; Theileriidae
Exons: 2
Coding region: 1-270 (89 amino acids)
Source: RefSeq, a predicted model, not a curated record